ACAAAGCCGCGCGUUUCCCCACCAAAGCCCCGAGAGGCGGAAGAACCAGAGAUCAGCAUUUGGCUGAUGUUCAAGCGCUCACGGAGGAACAGGCUUCAGGCAGCUUUGGGUCAUUUUGAGCCCAUUCUGCCUGGAACUGAAUGCAGGGGCAAGUUCGGGUCACCACCUGCGGGCCGGGGGCGGGGCGGGCCACACACGCUGAGGGACGCGGAGGCCGGGGGAGAGCCGGGAGUUGGGAAAAUGUGACCCUACGACCCCAUACGCCGCCAGGCUCCCUCUCCUGCGCUCCACCUGCUUGUCUGCGCCCAGCUGCCAGCCGGCCAUGGCCAGCCCCGCGCCCUUAGUGGCUUCCAUCAGUCACCAAAUGGUGGCUCUGCAGACCCUACAGCUACUCCAGCAGGAGUGGGGCUGGGGCGACGGUCCUAGCGCCCCCGGAAGCCCACGCGGCCCGGACCACGUGCCCGUCGCCCAAGCUCGUCGCUCAGCCCGGGACCGCGGCCCCUGCACCCUGGCGCGGAUGGCGAUGCGCAGCGCGCUGGCCCGCGUGGUGGACUCGACCUCGGAGCUGGUCAGCGUAGAGCAGACUCUGCUUGGGCCUCUCCAGCAGGAGCGGCCCUUCCCCAUCCACCUGAAGGAUAGUGUUGAGUUCAGAAACAUCUGCAGUCACCUGGCUCUACAAAUUGAAGGACAGCAGUUCGACAGAGACUUGAAUGCCGCGCACCAGUGUCUGAAGACCAUAGUGAAGAAGUUGAUCCAGUCGCUCACCAAUCUCCCAUCGGAUGCCCAUGUGGUUGCCUGUGCUUCCUUGAGACAGAUCUUACAGAAUCUCCCAGAUGUGUGAGUGUGGGAGACAGCCAGUCUACAGCUGGCCAUGCUGAGAGACCCGGAUCCUUCGCCUUCCGAACCAACUAGCAGUGAUGGUUGUUUAUGUUCCCAAAAGGACUUGAUAUUUCAUGUCUAAGUCUGACCACGCGCGCCUGUAGCCUUCAGCAUGACAGCAUGCGAGUGCACAUAUUUUUAAAGCUGUAGUGAGUGUUUUUAAAGUAUGUUGGCUUACUGCUGAUUUUCUGACUGCAAUAUAUUUCUCUCUGUGGAGCUAAUCGGAUUGUAUAUAUAUGUAUAUAUUUAUUAACCACAGUAAGCAUUGGGUUUGACUGAGUGAUAUUUGAGUCUAUAUUUGUAUUAUUGUGGGCGAUAAGGCUCAGUGCGGAUGUGUAUAGUAGAAGGACCAUAGCUCUCGUCACAUUAUGGGGAAUGAAUGGGACAUUUAGUAACUGACAUUUUCUGUUUGCCGGGCACUUCAUUAUAGGCAGUGAUGGUGCUCUUUAGCUGUAGAACUACAGGUAUCAGCAUUGUGGGUCCAGCCCCGACAUUUGUCAUUCUUCACUGUGCAGGAAGCGCUGCUUCUAAACCUUGCACCACCGUGUGCUGAUCUGUACAUUUGAAAUGAUAAACUAUGGGCCACCAAGCUUAUAUGACAUGUAAAUAUAAGUACAUAUGAUUAAAAUCUCAAUGUGGAACCAUC
Messenger RNA from Myodes glareolus (Bank vole), 1525 nucleotides. Lineage: Eukaryota; Metazoa; Chordata; Mammalia; Rodentia; Cricetidae. The record is from RefSeq and is a predicted model, not a curated record.